Molecule: messenger RNA, 1581 nt
Organism: Batrachochytrium dendrobatidis JAM81
Lineage: Eukaryota; Fungi; Chytridiomycota; Chytridiomycetes; Rhizophydiales
Exons: 8
Coding region: 1-1581 (526 amino acids)
Biological process (GO): nucleotide-sugar metabolic process; regulation of DNA repair; carbohydrate metabolic process
Cellular component (GO): nucleus; cytoplasm
Molecular function (GO): poly(ADP-ribose) glycohydrolase activity
Source: RefSeq, a predicted model, not a curated record
AUGUGGACAGUCAAGAAUCAAUCUGCUGGGCCAACUUCACAGACUGGCAAUCACUCGACCAACAAUACUACAUUGGCAACUUCAGCUAUUAGUCAUGACAGCAAUGUCAUCAUGAAUGUCAGUAAUGAAACUUCAGACAGCAGUGAUGAUCCUCACACUAAAGUCGACGACUAUUCCAAUAAAAUCAAUCUAUCCACCAACGAUGCAGUCAUUUUACCCAUUAUAGUCGCUCCUAAUCAACUACCAGCACAUGCAUCCCAAACUGUAUUUCAUUUUGCUAAAAUCUACAAUUAUCACCGCCUAUCACGACAACUAGACUUGACUGCAAAACUCGCUGUUGCUCCUAGAUUAGAUUUAUUAAUCGACAUUAUUGCUGCAAACUCUCCUCCCCUUUUUGGGCAUAAUGUAUUGCAAGAGUUUCUUUUAAAACAAAACUCAAACUAUCUACUUAAAGUAGUUCCAUUCAUUGCCUGGCUAGCACUAGAAUUACCCACUCUAUUUCCUCACGGAUUAUCCAAGCUACCUAGUGGUAUCAAUCGUUGUAUUACUUUAACUCAGCUUCAGGUUGCAUCUCUUCUGGCAUGCGCGUUUCUGUGUCUAUUCGAUAAUCAUCAACGCAAAGUAAACUAUCCAAAUAUUAAUUUCUACCGAAUCUACAAUUCACAAGCAAGUGAAUACUGUCCUAAAAUACAAUUUAUUUUUCAUUACUUUGAACGAGUAAUGUUAAAAAAAGAAAAAGAAACCCUCGAUGGAAAGAUUACUUUUCAUAGAUCUGUUGUUUCAAAAUGCAAUAUGCCAGACUGGCCAGCCCAUACAUUUACUACUUUAAGAAAAUUGGAACUGCAAUUCGACCGUAUAGAAGACAUACAUGGCACCUCCCAGGCUGAUUUUGCCAAUAAAUACAUUGGCGGCGGUGUUUUGUCAUCAGGUGCAGUUCAAGAAGAGAUUUUGUUUUUGAUUAUGCCCGAGCUUAUUGCAUCAUGUAUAAUCACGGAAUGUUUGCAAAGCAAUGAAACGCUUUACAUGAUUGGCAUAGAAAGGUAUUCCAACUAUAGCGGAUACGCUCAAACACUUGGCUGGGCUGGACCGCACAUCGAUACUGUAGCUAGAGAUGAACAUGGUCGUCGAAAGCGCGAAUUUGUUGCUAUGGAUGCACUCAAAUUUAAUUAUAGAAAUAGUGAAUUUGAAUACAGUCAACGAGCUGUUUCAAGAGAACUUGGGAAAGCAUAUAUUGCCUUUCAAGGAUCUCCUGUUAGCACUAUACCUACAUCUUCUGCUAUUUCAACUGGUUGUGGUGCAUUUAAUGGCAGUCUUGAAUUAAAAAGUUUGAUUCAAGUCAUGGCUGCAUCAGUUGCUUCUCGAGAUAUCAUUUACUUGCCCUUUAACAAAACUGAAUUUGCUCAAGAUCUAAUCCAAAUUUUGACUGAACUACGCUUAAACAAUGUAUCUGUUGCAUACUUAUUCAAUAUGAUUUCAAACUUUCAUCGAGAUGCAUUUUCAAAAAGAAAGUCGACAUCAUGGUCAUUAUUUACUUAUAUUCGCAAAGCUCUUGAAAGAAAACAGUUAUCAAAUCAAUUUUAA